AUGUCUGGAAGCUUGGUAUGGUUGGACGACAUCGAGGGCCUGGUGCCCCCAUCUAGCAAAAUGAAGGAUUUUGUUCAAAGCCUACACCACUAUGAGCGCCAGGUGUUUUCCUUCUGCAGUCCAGCCGAGAGCUUGUAUUGUCUGCAAGGGCUCUUAGAGAUCGAAUUCUCUGACAUCCAGAGCACGUCUGCCAAAGAGACACCACAGCGGCUUUCCAAUAACUCGCAGGACCAUAUGCGGAUGUGUUCUCUUUUUUCAGGUUAUCGGCUGGCAGAGCAGUACUUCAUCAAUAUCACGCUACCACCCUGCAUUCCUCAAUCUUCAGGUCAGCAGGACAAAGGGCUCAAGGGUUACGAACAUCUGGAAAAUUGGGUCGACAUGCUCCUCACUCUUUGCAACAUCAUCAAGCACAUCAAUGAUCUGAAGCUUUUGCACACGAGGAGUGGGCCAGAACAGCUCAUCAAUCACAUCCGCGACGCUCAGAGGAACAUGAAAUACUGCAAGGUGGUAAUUAACAUGCUUGUGGCAGCCUUGCACCUGGCCUUUCUCCAGAGCCACAGCUUUUCCGAGGGAGAGCUUCCGGACAUCCCAGAUAACCUAGACAGCUUGGAUGAGAUGUCUCCGUUUAAGCAACAAUUUCUGGACCUUGUCGAUAAUCAAAAACACGGGUCGUCUCUUUGCUCUGCACUCCAUCUCGCGCUCCUUAUAUUGCCCCUCUACCUUUUGGUCUCAAUCCAAUUGAUGAAGAAUUCAUUUUGCCGAGAGCAAGUGCUACAGGUACGAACACAUGGUGUGGGAUUGAGUGAUUGGCUGAAAGCGCCGAAGUGCACCCAUGCUUUAGGGAACAUGAAGGGUUCGGUAUUGCUCCGGGUCGAAGGAGAGAUCAUGGUCACUGCCAAACGUUUGGCAUCCCGCAACUGCAUUCCGCUUCAAGAACUCAAGGAACUCUUUGGUCAAAGAAUCCCAUGGUAUGACGUGGAAAAUUGCGACGCGGAGACGCGAAAUUUUUUCCAGCUCAGCUCAGGGGCAAACAGGCUGGGAUACGUCAAAGACCGUGCCAAUCUGUCCGACAUGACAGCGUCGGUCGCACCCAGAGCAGAGCAUGAAGAAGCGAAUCUGGCACAGCCAGAAGUCGCCAUGAUGGUCGUUCAGCUGCGUAGGUCUGACCAGAACCAGAAAUCGGUCUCAGUCAAUACACAGUCACACCCUGAGGUUGAUACCGACAGCGAGUAUGCAGACACUGAUGCUGAUACAGCAGACAUUGACCUGGAAUCGGAUGUGAGCACCCCGCCCCCAAGAAGCAGAAGACCUCCGGCGCCCAAGUCACUCACAUCGCUUGCCACGGCGGGAGCCGGACAAAAUGACAACAUGCCCAGAAAAAGUGCUUCGAACCCGAUAGACAUCAACGCGGACCCGCCAGAGGUCGACAUAGACUCUAACGUGAGCGAGAUGGAUGAGACUGGUGAUAUGGCUGGCCAGGACGACCGCAGCGUGACGCCUGGCUGUGAUGCCCAAAACCCUAUAGACGUUGACACGUGGAUCAAGUGCAAUCCAACAGAAUGGAAAAAUACUUUGGUAGGAGUGCUUGCUGCUGCAGUGCAAUGA
Molecule: messenger RNA, 1605 nt
Organism: Cyclocybe aegerita
Lineage: Eukaryota; Fungi; Basidiomycota; Agaricomycetes; Agaricales; Hemipholiotaceae
Source: the annotation of a GenBank genome assembly